GCCCCGCCGCUUCCGCUUGCCCAGGGGCCGCCCGGGGAGCCAGGACGAGCCGCCUGGGCUCUGCGUAGCCGGCAGCUUGGGGGCUCCAUCCCACACCCUCUGCACAUGAGGCCAUGAGGCACCCACUGGACCAGGGCCAGGUCACCCCUCCCUGCCCCUCACCCCAUCCAGGAGCUCCUUGCUGUCCCACAUCUGGGAGCUGAGGGAGCCCUGAAGGCUGGGGGCCUGCCUGUGAGGGGGUGUCUUUGCCGGGCACCAGCCCCAGCUCCCACCAGCCACACCUUCUGCCAGGUCUCAUAGAAUACUGGACAGAAUCAAGCUGGUCCCCAUUGCACAGAUGGGGAAACUGAGGCCAGAGAAAGCGGAGCACCUGGCCCCUUGCCAUACCAGAAGACCCCGCUCCCUCUGGAACCUUUUGCUCCUGCUGUGGACCUUCCUGAAUUGUGGUUUGGGGGGCAACACUCAGGGUCCGGGUGAGUGGACGCCAUGGGGUUCCUGGAGUCGCUGUUCCAGCUCUUGCGGGCGAGGGCUCUCAGUGCGCAGCCGGAGAUGUAUCCGGUUUCCAAGGGAAGAGCUGUGCUGGGGGAACACCCAUGAGUACCGCCUCUGCCAGCAGCCUGACUGUCCCCCGGCAGCCAUGCCCUUUCGAGACCUCCAAUGUGCCCUCUACAAUGGCCACCCCGUCCUAGGCACCCAGAAGACCUACCAAUGGGUGCCCUUCUAUGGUGCACCCAACCAGUGCGACCUCAACUGCCUAGCGGUGGGGCACGACUUCUAUCACAGCUUCGGUCGCGUGCUGGACGGUACCCCCUGCAGUCCGGGCGCCCAGGGACUCUGCGUGGCUGGCCGCUGCCUCAGUGCCGGCUGUGACGGUUUGCUGGGCUCCGACGCCCACGAAGACCGCUGCGGCCGCUGCGGCGGGGCCAACGACUCGUGCCUCUUCGUGCAGCGCGUGUUCCGCGACGCCGGUGCCUUCGCUGGGUACUGGAACGUGACCCUGAUCCCCGAGGGCGCCAGACACAUCCGCGCUGCCCACCGGAGCCGGAACCACCUGGCGCUGAUGGGGGGCGACGGGCGCUACGUGCUCAACGGGAACUGGGUGGUCAGCCCGGCCGGGACCUACGAGGCAGCGGGCACCCGCGUGGUCUACACCCGCGCCACAGGGCCGGAGGAGACGCUGCGCGCCGCCGGGCCCACCUCCGAAGACCUGCUCUUGCAGGUCCUCCUGCAGGAGCCCAACCCAGGCAUUGAAUUCGAGUUCUGGCUCCCUCGGGAGCGCUAUGGCCCCUUCCAGGCGCAGGCUCAGGUCUUGGGCUGGUCCCCGCGGCAGCCUCAGCCUCGGGAGGUAGAACCUCAGCCCCUUGAGUCCCCCACUGUCAUCCCUCCACGGACCCCGAUCCCCACUCCAGAGCCCUGUCCACCCUGCCCUGACACCCGCGGUCGUGCCCACCGGUUGCUCCACUAUUGCGGCAGUGACUUCGUGUUCCGGGCCCGAGUACUGGGCCGCAUCCGCCAGGCCCAGGAGACCCGCUAUGAGGUGCGUGUGCAGCUCAUCUACAAGAACCGCUCUCCACUGCGGGCCCUGGAGUACGUGUGGGCGCCAAGCCGCUGCCCUUGCCCCCCGCUGGCCCUCCAUCGGGACUACCUGCUGGCUGCCCGGCGCCUCAUCAGCCCUGAUGGCACCCAGGACCGGCUGCUGCUCCCCCAUGCUGGCUACGCCCGGCUCUGGAGCCCUGCCGAGGACAGCCGCGUGCGCCUGGCUGCCCGGCACUGCCCUCUCUGAGCCCCUGGACCAGACCUUGGCCACACCUGGGUGACUAGACUCAAAGUCAGCAUAUGUCUCCUCUUGCUGUAGCUGCCAGGGAGCUAGGCACUGUUGGUUUUCCACCUGCAGCUCUAUGACUCUCCCAUCAUCACACUCAGACACCCCUACAUGCAGAGCUGCUCUCACCAGCAGGCCCACAUGGGUGGGGACUCACUGAACAGACUUAAUUCUGGUCUCCUCACCUUGGCUGCCAGGAAGCCCAUAGCUGUUCUACACUCAGAGACUUUGUGUCUGCUUUUAUUCCCCUUGCUUCACACUCAUGUGCUCAGAGACAUUGUCACACACAAGCCUGGUCCCAGGAAAACAUACCUAAAGGGACGUUGUAAUGGUUUUCCCUCUUGUCCUGCCUACCAGGAAGUUCACUGUUUAACCCCCGACACUCUCUCCUUUCACGCUGCUACUUACACAUGUACUCUCACGUUUUCAGAGACACUGUCACAAACAGGCAUGACCCCCAGAAAACAUGCCUACCCAGACACUGUAACAUACCAAUUUCCCCUUUUGCCCUUGCUACCGGGAAGUUCACAGAUAAUCUUAACAGCUUCAGCAAUUUGAGGGUGGGGUGGGCUUUCCUCCAGGCAACCCUGCUGUUCACCCUUUUUUUAUUCCUAUUUUUACAAGAGCUGUUUUUUAAAAAAAAAAAAAAAACAAGCCCAGUUACACACACUUGGCCGCUUGGCCGCAGACACUUUGGAAUGCGCUGGUAGUGAGAUCCACAAUCAUGCUCCCUGCCCACCCCCCCCCCCCCAACCAACCCCCAUGUGCACAUGUGAUCAUGUGCCCUUUGUCCCUCCUCCUCCUGGUCCAGCCCCCAACUCCCUCCAGCAUGACUGACCCUGGGAAGACCGUGAUGACAGGAAAUAGAUGAUACGGGAAGGUGGGGGUUCCUUAGGUCCCAUCCCCAUUCCCCUUGGGGCCACACAUCCAUCUCAGGCCAUUUUGGGGGGGACCCUUCCAGCAGGGUAGGGAGGUCAGUGCCCCACCUUCAGCCUGUGCCUUGUCCUCGUGUUCUGGAUGUGGUCUCCUCAUAGCUUCUAGAGCCAGGAGGGUAGGCCUAUGUCAUAUGGAUUGGAAGUGUCUGCGGGGUACCAGCAAACCUCUGCUUCUGCCUCCCCACCCUGAGUGGGGUGGCUCAUGCCAUCAUCUGAGACAACCUGCUCACCUGUACAGUCCGUGGUUGUUUUCCUCUGGGGCACAGGAUGGUGGGAGUGUGCAAGGGGUGCAGGACAUGCAGGUCUCAAUGGACUCAACCCUUGACCUUGCGGGUGAUCUCUGGUCAAGCCCUGCAGCUCUCUGGGAUCUGUGUGUACCCGUUCAGCCCUACUCAGCCCUGACCAUGGGAACCACACCCUUUGGGACUCCAGCCCUACCCCCUCCGUCCGCUCGUGCCUUCCUCCAAAGACUAUUUAUUGAGCGCCUACUGUACGCCUGGGACCAGCAGCGCGUGGGGCAGCCCAGGCCUGGCCCCUUCUUCUGCAAGAAGUGAUGAAGCCAGAGGAUCUCAGGACCGCCCCCUCCAGCGAGGCUGAGCGGGUCGCAGCUCUGGACGGAGGCGUGUGGCCCGCGCGCCCCCUGGUGACAGGACGGGGAAGAAGGGAUUCCGCGCUCUGGGUGUUACCUGCAGUCCCCAGUUCAGUCGCUCAGUCGUGUCCGACUCUUUGCGACCCCGUAAAUCGCAGCACGCCAGGCCUCCCUGUCCAUCACCAACUGCCGGAGUUCACUCAGAUUCACGUCCAUCGAGUCAGUGAUCCCAUCCAGCCAUCUCAUCCUCUGUUGUCCUCUUCUUCUCCUGCCCCCAAUCCCUCCCAGCAGUCCCCAAGGGAUCCCGAAAGGCCCAGGUGGGCCCCUCUGCCUCACUGCAGUGCGGGGAUGGAUCGGGGAAGUUGAGUCUCCGGCUUCCUGCGCCCCGGAGCUCUGUGGAGUAGCGCUGCCAUCUACUCCCCAGCCAGCCGGGCCGGUUGGCCAGGGCGAGGCGCCUGCCCGGGGUGGAUUUUGGGGGUGGGGGAAGAAAGACGCCAGUGCAGGGUUCAACUAGCAGACAGCGUGGCCUGUGACCCCACCAGCCGCGACUUCUCGAAGCCGCUGCUUCAGGCGGCAACAUUGUUUCCGGAAAUGACCAUGUAACCAGGGAUCAUGGAGCCAUUUAAACAGAGAACACAUUGCAAUUUUAAAGAUACUCGAAUUCAGCAGCGUAGUUGAGGUCGAAACUAGCAUUAGCACUUGCCCAGCAAAAGUUCCACACCGCUUUGACGCUUUCCUUUUAAACGUGAAUAAAAAGGCCAGGUGGUUACAUGC
Messenger RNA from Budorcas taxicolor (takin), 4120 nucleotides. It is a transcript of the gene ADAMTSL5, whose product is annotated as ADAMTS like 5. The record is from RefSeq and is a predicted model, not a curated record. Gene Ontology annotation, biological process: extracellular matrix organization. Gene Ontology annotation, molecular function: metalloendopeptidase activity; protein binding. The transcript is spliced from 13 exons. Gene Ontology annotation, cellular component: extracellular matrix. The coding region runs from base 338 to 1783 and encodes 481 amino acids. Lineage: Eukaryota; Metazoa; Chordata; Mammalia; Artiodactyla; Bovidae.